This is a messenger RNA of Aphanomyces astaci, 8085 nucleotides long. RefSeq lists its product as hypothetical. The record is from RefSeq and is a predicted model, not a curated record. Gene Ontology annotation, molecular function: protein binding; zinc ion binding. Gene Ontology annotation, biological process: mitotic cell cycle; spindle organization; establishment of meiotic spindle localization. Gene Ontology annotation, cellular component: spindle pole. Bases 59 to 8038 code for a protein of 2659 amino acids. Lineage: Eukaryota; Oomycota; Saprolegniomycetes; Saprolegniales; Verrucalvaceae. The transcript has 16 exons.
AGGUGGAUCUUACGGAUAAUAUCCGGAUGGUUUGCACUUUCGAAACGGCACCCCACCUAUGGCGGGGCGCAAAAAGGCCACGCCGACGGAGAAGUCGUCGCGCCCUGAACUCGUAGCUUUUGUGACGUCCGUGGCGAAUGAAUCAUCCCCAGACUACCGAGCAUUGUCGGCCAGACGUCCGUCCGCAUUGAACGACAUCAUCUCGGUGUUGCGGAAUGGGGCCAACCACAUCCAUGAACGCGCGGUGGCUGCACGUGCGCUUGGGCUUCUCAUGGACCGUGACGUGGCGCUUCGACAGCGCAUGAAAGUCGAUUCGGACACGUUGGUCGAUUCGUUGCUUCAGAUCAUUAAUUCGUGUCGACACGCCAAAUCGCAGUCGACAGAAUACCGAAAAAUGCACGUGAAUUGCUGCUUGGUCAUCUCGAUGGUCAUGGACGCUCCGCGGGGCGACCAUGCUGCGGUUGGUAGUGUCGUGGCGAUCAAUUCAGACCUGCUGAAACUAACCGCCCCACCCGCUCCACUCGUCCACCCCCCCCUCAAAUCCAAGUCGUCCACUCCAUCUUCGUCCCCUUCCGCUGCAUAUUCCCCACCUACAGUAUCGACGGCGCCCCCCUCUAGCCCAUCGAGAAACCAACACGACGCAGACUCACCCCCGCGCACCACCACAAACAAGAUGUCCAGGAAACGAAGUUUGGCCUCCACGAGUACGACUCCCCCUUCGGACACGGGGCUCGACCUCGUCUUUCGACCUCCGACCACGAGUCGACACCGGUCGGCCCAUUCCGGACCCCGCCCCGUCUCGAUGAAGUCUGUCCUCUUUGGUGACGAAGGGCGGGUCAUGGGGCUCACCCCCUCUGGCGAUAACCUCCCCAUCUACGAGUUCAACGCGACCUUCUCCGGCUACAGCGUUCCCAACGUGUAUUUCCCCUUCCAUCGCCCCAAUACGUCAGCCGGCACGCCGCCUCCGUCGUACACGAGCCGCGACAUGAUGCGCCCCACGACUAUCUCGAAACCAAGCCGCGCCAUAAAGUCGUCCCACCAAACCCACGCAUUGACAUCUACCCCCAACAUCAUCUUUCCGUCCAAGUUGUAUCGGGACUCGUUGCAGUCCAGCCACCGACCGCGCCCGUUUGUCAUGCCACCGGAUUACAUGCUGGACAUGCUCAAGACCAACCAAAUGCCGCUUUCACUUCCGUUUAGUCGCCACAGCACAUGCCGAGCCGACUCUUCCGACAGUCGCAUUCAACCGACACCAUGGGGUGAAGUGAAUCGCGUUGUCCUCGGCACAAGUUUUGCAAAAUACCCCCAGCUACAAAGUAUCGCGUUUAUUGCCGAGCCGACGACAUCACGUGAACAAGUCGUGCCCUAUAACAACGAGAGCAAAUGCAUCGGUGGAGGGCGAACGCACGAUGAAGAAGACGACAACAACUUGGACAUAAACAGCGUCGCAUACAAGAGAAGGCGACUGCUGGCGAUUUUGCACGCCCCGAUUGACUCGACCUCCGACAUGCAAACCCUCGCCAUCAAGGAACACACGACCAUCAUGACAGGGUUCAGCCUCACGCUGCAUCAACUGCACGACGACGAGCGGUCCAUCAUGACAAACUUGAGCCAGACGAUCUUGGAGCAGCGAAACCAGCUGCCGCUCAAAUUUCUCUUCGAGUUACCGGGGGGCAUCGGGUACUGCCGUGACCGGCUCCAGACAUCCAUGGCGCUUUGGGUCGAGGAGUUUGAAGUAAACCAGCAACGAGCAGCGUGGCUGCAGUGGAAGGCGCUGGUGGAAACGUUUCGAUUCAAGGAUCGUAUGGGGGAUUUUGUCCGACAGGCCGCGUUGAAGCGCAUGCGGCUGGCCAUGGAUCUAAUGGUUAAGGCGUUCGUUCACAAAGGAUGGGUCAAGUGGGUGUUCACCACCCAAAUCGACAUUUGGCACUUUCGAGAUCGACAUGCUCGCAAGAUCCAGCCCCACCUGCGGCGCCACUUUGCCAAGAAGGCGUUCUUGGCAAGUCAUGAUGUCAAGCCCGUGGGGGGGUGCUUUACUGACAUGUUCUUGGCGCCGCCCCGCCCGAACCUUCCGUUUCAAAUCCCCCUGCGCGUCCGACUCGAGCGGCGGCAGCUCUGGUUUGCCGCCAUCGCCGUGCAAGCGCCAUACCGUGGCCGGCGCUUCCGCAAGUUUAUGCGGACGCAGCGCCUCGCGGCCACGAAGAUCCAAGCCGCGUCUCGUCGGCGGCAAGCGCGGCUGAAAUACGUGGCUGCGCGGGCCAAGGUAAUUCGUCUGCAGGCGCAUAUCCGCCGCCACCUUGCGCGCAAAGCGUUUGUUCGACUCCGCAACGCCACCAUGAUGGUGCAGCGCAACCUUCGCGGCCGCAUGGCGCGCCAAUUCGUGCGGUUGGUGGUGCUCGCGACCCGUCGCCAAGGAGAAUGGCGAUGGCAAACGGUGCAGCCCCUGCUUCGGCUGGCGCGGGGGCAUCUAGCCCGGCAGCAAGCCCGGGCUAUCCGAGCAUAUCAUGCCAACCGGCUGCGAUCCGCCCUGCUCAUUCAAAAGGCAUGGUACACGUACAACAACGAGUGGACGACGUUCCUCCUCCUCGGGUGUCUAAGGGAGCGCGAAGUGGACGAGAAGCGGUGGGAGCGGGACCUCCACCUGUUCCACCGGCACCAGAGCGCUGCACGCAUCCAGACCGAGUUUCGAGCGUUCGUAGCCAACCAACGACACACGAUGGCGCUUCGGAUUCAACUAGCGUACCACUGCCACGUAGCUCGACGGGCGUUGGCGCGGCUGAAAGCGCGAGUGAUUGCCCACCGGCGGAUCAAGUGGUGGUUCCGCGCCCACCACGCCCGCCGCCACCGCCUGGCCACACGGAUUCAGUACUGGUGGCGCAAGGCGGUACCCGGUCGUAUGCUGCGCCAUUUGGCGUACGUGGCGAAGGUCAUCGAGGCCAUCGAACGAAGACAAGCUCGAGUCCGAGAGUACAACGCCGCCACAACCUUGCAAGCCAUCGUGCACGGGGUAUGGAUACGCUAUCGCGUGAAAAAGACCAAGAGCGCCAUGGUGAUCCAACGAAAUGUGCGACGGCGGCAGGCGCAACAGCUGGCCAAGAGACUUCGCUACGACCGCCGCGUUCGAAUUGCUACGGCGUGUCUCGACACCGUUUACCGCCAAGUCGUGUUUCGCGUGCUGGAGCGUCGCAACUUGCAGUUUCGAGCGUGCGCUACGCAAAUCCAACGAAUGUACCGGGGCCAGAAAACCCGGCAGUCCCUGGCUGAGCAUUGGCGCUGGCUGGACGAGCGGACGCGGAUGGCGCGGCGAGUGCAGCGCCUGUGGCGCCAAACGGCAGACAAGCGGUUUGCUAAGCGGUUACUGACCCUCCAGCGCCGUCGGGUGGCGAAUCCAUUCACAGCCAUCUCGUCGCUUUCGGCCGUGGUGGACACUGCGAUCGAGAAAUCGCUGGUGCAUUUUGACCCGUACGACCUGCUGGUGGGUCUCACGCUUAUCGGGUGGCUGCGGCGGCUCGGCCUGGACGAGUACUAUGACGUGCUCUACCAACACGGGUACACGACCACAACAUCGUUGUCAAGUAUCACGGACGAGUUUUUGCAAUCGACGUGUCAGAUCAAAGACAAGGAUACCAAGCAGCUGUUUCUCACGGGCAUGCGGUACCGGCAAUGGCAAACUGACGUUGUCGAACAGCGAAAGGUCGUGGCCAAGCUCGAGAAAGCCGCCGCACGACUCGACGCGCAUUUCCAAAAAGCGCUCAAGGGAUUAAGAGAGCAGCAAGGUGUGGUCCUGCGGUGGCAACACAAGGCGGAAAAGGCGCAGGCGGAGGCCACCGAGUUCGCCCAUCCCCCCAAAGCCGUCCGGCGAAAGCUCCAACGAGCCCAAGUCGCGUUGGCUGCCGCCGAGUCGGCGCUCGAGGCGUGCGUGAAAGCCAAGGGGGAAAAGGAAGCGGCGGCGGGGGCCGCCAAGGACAAGUGGAUGCAGGCUAAAGCUGACUUAAAACCGAUGGAAGCCAACGAGAUCAAAGCAGUGUUUAUACGUCAAGCUGCCACAUAUGUCGACUCGGCCGAGACAAUCAAGACUCUGUUCUUGGACUACUUUCCCAACAUGGACUUUCGCGCCGUACGUUUUGUCGAGUCGCUUCACGACAAACCCGUGACACUAGCACAACUGGUCCGGUUCUUCGGUCGCUUCACCACGAUUUCCGACGUGAAAUUCAACACGGCGUUGCUUACAACGUCCCCCCACGACGCAGAAAUUGCUACCCACGAGCACAAACGCCUGCAACUUUGCACCGACGUCUUACAGUUCGCGGUCGAGAGAUGUGGUGACCUCCUCCACGUGCCUAUCCUGGGCAUGAUCGACCCACGACAGGCGCCGUCGGAUCUGUCGUCGUCCGUUCUGACAGUUGUCCAAGGGCUACAACAAACCCGAAGCCAGCCGUUGCCCGAGCGGCCACUGACCCUGCGCAUUUGCUUGGCGGAGCUGUUGCAAAUGGAAGCUUGUGCCAUGAAGGUGCAGCGCCUGUGGCGAACGCGGCAAGGCCGGCAUAUGGCGAUAGCAUUACGAGACCAGCAACUCCGCAGCCAUCUCGCCGAGUCGUACGCGGCCGAGCGGAACCGCCAAAACGUGCGAAAGGUAUGGGAAGACGACCUGAAGAAAGCUCAAGCGAUGCUACAAGCCAGGACAGACGCUGCCCGCGAGGCGGAACUAGUCGCGGCGUUGAGCAUGACGCUGCGCUUUGGGUACUCGCAGGAAUGGGACGACGACCACCAGGCGUGGUAUUACAUGCACAUGUCCACGGGCGAAAAGCUGUGGGAUCGACCGAGUUUCAACCGCGACGAGUUCAAAGCCGUCCACUUGCUGCAGCGGUUGGUCCGGCGAUACUUGGGCAAGUGCCGACGGGUGGCGUACAAGCGGUCCCUUGACCGAUGGGCCAAAUAUGAACGGGAUAAGGUCGUGUGGGACGCGCAAUGGAUGGACCGCAAGCGCUUUGUCACGUUGCGAAUUGGCGACAUCCAGACUACUACCCCGGCUACCAUCGUGACGUGGCGACAUGAUAGUAGCCAUCCAUUCUCUCGUUCUGCUUUGUCAAAAGGAGCAGUACUACCCGCCAUCCCAUCGACAGCAGACACGUUGAACGCGUGGACGACGCUGUUGGAGCAGGCGUAUCACAAAAGCGUCCGGAAGGAUCACCUGACGCACAUGCUGCUGCCAGUGUACGCGCGCCCCCCCAACGCCCACGCGGCGGCGACGCUCGAGUUCCUGCGCUUGUUCAGCCACCUCCGCGAUGCCCUUCGCCCCACUGGCAGCGUGAAGUUGUCCAUGGCGUACACAAAGGUCGACAUGCCGUUCGGGUGGUCCGAGGUGCCACAGGACACGGUGUACUACCUCCACGAGCCGACGGGGGCUGUGAGUUGGGACGUGCCAGAGUUCACGUUUGACGACGAGUAUGCCGCGCGGAAGCUCCAGUCGGCGUAUCGCAUGUUCCAGGGACGCAAAGCGUUCAAGCGGAUGCUGCACACGUUCUCGUUCGUCGACUUGUUGCACGCAUCCAUCAAGCAUGGCGCGGGCGUCGGGUGGGUUGGCUUUGGCCUCGAAGGCAUGUCGCUUCCAGUGUACUUGAGCCGCGUCGGUCUUGUCAAGCAAAUCCCAAGCAUUACGAAAACGAAACUCAACAUCGAGUCCUUCUGGACCGUUCCCGACGACAAGUGGUUGGGGCUUGGGGUUGUGUGGUCGAAGGAAGAAAAGGCGCUGCUGGCCACCGCCCCCCGCCCGCCCCUCGGUGCCCUGAAUGGAGACAAGCACGGGUUCCACAUCCUCCCCACGGAAAAGGUGUUGACGCAGCUCCUCAUGGCCCACUUUACAGGCCAACAAGGCCGAGUCCAGAGCAUCGUCCGGGCGUUCCGCGACCUCCCCUUUCCCGUGUCAUACAAACAACUCGAAAUGUACAUUCGGGGGUACACGGGGCGACCAGCGCAAGCAGCAGAGAACGUGAUGGAGAUUGUGCCCCACGGCAGCACUACCAUCGAAAACGAAGUGGAUUUGUACAAGCUCUUCCGGCAUGCGUUGCGGAGAUGCGCCAUUGUCGCAACCAACCUCAAGCUCAACCCCCUGGCUAAACGACUCGACCACGUGCUUCACGUUGCCACGUCGAUUCUUGGCGUGGCUUGUGAUUUAAAACUCGCUGUCGCAGCGACCCCUCUUUCCCUGAACGACUUGGCCUGGGUGGGCCGGACCUUGCCCUGUGUGAAAGGGUUAUGGGAAAACAACUUUCGGCAAAGUGGCAAAUUGACAGUAGCCCAAGCCGCGCUGUGGCUGCGCCAAGAAGGCGUCGAGUUCAUGCUGCAAUACAUCCGAUCAACGGUCGCUGUCCAGUCGACCUACCGCAUGCACGUGAUCCGCAAGUGGUACAUGGUGGUGGUGGCGCACCGCAACUACUCCGCGCUGACCAUCCAACUCGCGUGGCGAUGCAGUCGCGCCCGCUCCGUGCGGUCGCAGUACCUUGCCGAACAAACGUCCGACUACGAGCAGCACUACGUCGAGGCGAGUCAGCUGUACUUCUUCGUUUACGUACCGACCCAAGAGCGCAUCAACGUGAGCCCCGUCGACGCGUACGGCGCUCCCAUCGCAUACCGACCGGUUGUGUUGGAUCGCGUGACGAGGAAGUUAAUCCUGGCGUGGCCGUGGCUGGCGUCGUCCAAUCAAGCGCCGGAUGUGGCGGCGGGCAACGUGUUCGAGUCCAACGUCGUGUGCUCGGUGUGCGACAAUGAGCGAGCAAGCCGAGUCUGCGACGUCUGCUGCACGAGUCGUGGCGACUACAUUUACUAUUGCUUUGCGUGCUACUGCUCGGCGCACCCCCCCGCGCUGACCUGGCACACGUACCAGCCCCUCAAUCGGCUUCAAGCGCUGGCCCUACGAUGUGUCGAGUGCACGCGGCUGAGUUCCCAUCGAUGUUUAGUGUGCAAAGAAGACUACUGCGACCGAUGCGUCGCCCGGAUUCACAGCAAGGGCAAGAGAGCGACUCACUUAAUUGAACACUACGAGCCCAAGAGUCAAGUGUGCAUCGAGUGCGAACAACGCGUGGCACUGAAGGUUUGUACGGUGUGUGCCGACGCCUUGUGCGAGGAUUGCGCCAGUCGAACCCACGCCCGAGGCAACAAGGCCAAGCACGUGAUGGACCCCCUCCUGCAGCCCCUUCCCCCCGGCUCUGAACACUGCAUCCAGUGCAAGAGCCGCGUGGCAGACCGCACCUGCCGCCACUGCGCCGGUCCCGUGUGUCAUGUCUGCCUCGACACGUCGCAUCCGGCGCUGUGUUUGGACGCCCAGUUUGAAGCGGCGAAACGAGUGCUGCUUGGCGACAACGUGUGCGUGGACUGCGGCAAGCCGGCCGACCGCGUUUGCGAAACCUGCGGCGACAAGUACUGCAGCGUGCGGUGGAUGGGGAACCCAGGGUGCUUUGAGCGCUUUCACGCCAAAGGCAAGCGCAUUGAACACGUGGCAGCGAGCCUCGACGUGCCGCCGCUGGUGCUGUCGCCCGAGGCGUUGGCCCUCGAGAAGAAAGUGGCCGCGCACAAGCACGCCAUGCAGGCGGCCGCGGACGUCGCCGCCAAAGCACAAGAGGCCGCCGAGAUGGACGAACGGCGCCAGAAUGAACGGGUGCAGAAGGCGGUUGCUGCUGACGUCCAACGCGCCAAACGAUUGGUCGCGACCGAAGUCCCGCCCCCCGAGUCGUCCGACGUCUCCGCGACGACCCCUGAGCGCCGCACGGUCGUGUUCCGCAAGCCGAAAAAACAGGCCCCCCGAUGCACGACGCAGGGCUGCACGGCCGAGGCGCUGCGGAAGCUGCCGUUUUGCCCAAGUCAUUGCACGGCGCAGAACCUGCUGGCCAUGGGGCACGACGCCAAAGGCGCGGCGAGGAUCAUGGCCGAGCUCGAAAAAGUCAAAGGACGCCACGCCCACGAAGCCGAAUUCGGCGUGUCGCUGCUGGAAAAAGUGCGUCGGGAAUUCAAAGAUAUGGCGUUCUUAAUCAACGAAAAGUGAUCGACAAGGGCACAAAACCUUCUGCGACGACGACGACGACGACGACG